AUUUGAUUACAACUUGUUGCUCCCAAAUUUAGCAUACUCAUCUUGGAGGUAGAUACUUUGUAAUUGUUUCCUUCAUAUAAGACGAUAAGCAAUUGUUUCCUUCAUACAUAUGAGAUAAGCAAUUGUUUCCUUCAUAUGUAAAAGGACGAUAAGCAAUUGUUUCCUUCAUAUAAGACGAUAAGCAAUUGUUUCCUUCAUAUAAGACGAUAAGCAAAUUUAUCCUUCAUAUGUAAUAAGACGAUAAGCAAAUUUAUCCUUCAUAUGUAAUAUCUCUACUUCUCUUCUUCCUUCUAGAAUCAAUUCUAGGUCAAAAGACAUGUCGGAAAGCGGUAAUCCGUACGAUGAGAACCCCUAUGGUGGGUCAUCCGAGGGUAAUCCCUAUGCUGGAGGUUCGCAAGAUAACCCUUAUGGGCAGGAAAAGGGCCAGGCGGCAGGAGAGGAGCAACAGAACGAAAACGCGGCUUCUGAAGCUCAACAAGAGGCAGACGGGCCCUCCGAACAACAGGCUGCAGGGUCUGAGCCUUAUGGACACGAUCCUUUUUGGUGUUUUUGUUGGCGUUAGUUUCAAGAGCGAACGACUACUUCUUCUCAGGAGCGACAGCUACCACUACUAUGGGAAAAAGUAAUUGUAGUUGUAGCUGUUAGCAAAAAUGAAUAACACCACAGAAAACAACUACUGGCACUCUAAGUACAACAAGCGGCAGCGGCUCCUCAACAGGGUCCCUCGCAGGUAGAAAGUGUGGACGCCAAUCCGUAUGCUGACGUCGGGAGCUUACAGGGAAUAGGGGAGUCAAUAAAUCCGUACGCGGACGUCGGAUCUAUACCUGAGUCACCGGCAAAUCCCUAUCAGCAACGGAACAACGUACUGAGAUUAUCGUUUUUCUGUGGGUUUAGAGGCUAACGAAGCAGGUUAGCUUGUUCAUUGAUAAAAUGCUCCUGGAGAGUCUUCUGUACUCAGUAUCACUAGAAGUUGAAAUACUGAACCCGACUCAUGGAAAAACCACCUCUACAGAACAACCUUGGCGCAGACAACGUGGAUAGAGGGGACGUCUUCACACCAGGCGUACCAAAUGCGGCCGCUGCCUUUCUUAAGGGUUCCACGGCUUGUUCAUAAUUUUUUUCGAACUCUGUAGUUCUGUUCAUUGUCACUGUGUAGAAGUGACUCAUCUUGAAGGGAUAGAAUCAGAGUCAUAGUUUUGUUUUCACUACGACUACAUCGUUCUAUAGAAGCAAGAUUAGGACGUCACUAGCAUCAUUGUUUUAUUGUGAAGACCAAGAUUCAGAUUUCAGUUUCAUCCACCGUUCUCUAGAAGAUUUCACCGACCGCUCUAUAGAAGAUUUCUAAUUUUCCCGCCGUCGGUCGCUCUGCUGCGUCAUCGUCAUCAGCAGCAAAUCCCUACGCGGACAGGGGUUCGAAUCCCCUAAGCAAUCCCUAUGCGGGCAUACAGAAUGACCUCUAUGCUGGAGGAGGCGGUAGUGAUGCUGGUGGAAUAAACCGUGCUGGUGGUGGGAGUGCUGGUGGAGGCGUCAAUGGCGUGGAGCAGGGCAGGGGUCCUCAACUUAUGGCUAUGGAGCAUUGAAAAGAUAAAAAGUAAAACCUGCGUUCUAGUUGCUCUACUUCCUAAAAGAAAUCUGGUUGCUUCAGGCCAUUUUUUUAUCCCACUUGUUAGUAGUCUUCGUUCAUAUAAUUUCCAGACUCGGGAAGAGGACUGGGACCGAAUAGUCUCGAGCAGGAACAAGCUGAUAGUUUUAGGUCUGACUCCCUGAAGCGCAGUUCAAACGAGCAGCCGCCAGGCGAGGACGGCGCUGCUGGAGAAGAUGGAGAGGGACAGAAGGUUAAGAUUUGAAUAAACGCCUUUGCGACUGAGACUUCAGAGUCAUUAUGUAUUGUGACGUUGUAGCAAGAGCUUGAAGAUUGGGACACCAUGAUGUUGAUGAUGAUGAAGAUGAUGAAUUCCAUGCCACUCAAGACAACAGCAGAAGAAGUUGUUGUGUUAAAGAUGAGAUGAACUAAUGAUGAUGAAUCCACUCCGCAGCAACUAAUGCCAAAUAUGUCGCGCCUCUAAGAGAGAAGAGGAUAGGAGUAAUGAGUCCGGUGUGGGUGGAGCAGAUGGCGCCGAAGAGGAGGUCCAGAUGACGACCGACGAAGUUUUCAGACCGGCAGAAGAGUUACGCAGUUUGUAGUAUCCCGGCUAUUUAAAAACUAUUCUUAUUCUAUUAAACACUGCCGAUACAAAAAUGUCUGCCAAAUUGGGCCCCGAAGUGUUUAAGUUGAAGCUUAUAAAACAACUGCACGCAAAAAAGCGCAUAUAAAGGAAAGACCUUGUUGAUGAAAAGAAGUCAAAGCCGGGCCCGGCUACAGCAGUUUGUAGUACAGACGAUUAAAAACUAUUCUUACACAAUCGUGUGUACUACAAACUGCUUUGUAGUAAAAACUAUUCUUAUUCUAUUAAACACUAGUUGUAGUUAGUGGGUGUUACUUGAUAUGAUAAAAUUUCGCCACCAUGGUCCAAUCGGCAGCGUCGUUAAUCUAGGGUACUACAAACGUGUGUACUACAAACUGCUAAUCGCAGUUUGUAGUACAGACGAUUAAUUAAGCAUCUUCUAAACUCCCACGGCGAUGCAGAUGCUGCAAUGGCCGCUGAUGCGGAGAACGUGCAGAAGUUUAAGCGUAUGUGGACCAACGAGAAGUAUUCGCCGGAAAUUCUCCAGUGUGACGAAGAGCUGCUGAAGGCUGUUUGCGAGGUCCUCGAUGUCCAGUCGGAAAUGAUAAAACGUACUUAGCUUUGUCUAUGUAUCCAUGUAUAAGUGUGUGUCCGCGAAGUUUGCCCAGAGAUUCAGAAGCGGAGAAACUGGAACCACCGCGGCGCCGACUACAAAGCCCCAGCCCCGGGCGCAGACGUGAGCGCGCGCACGGGAGCCGGCCCGCCGGGGCAGGUCGUCCCUCCCAUUAGGUCCCGCAAUGAAGGGAGGCGGCGCGCGUGCGUAGUCGCGGACGUUUGAAAAGGGGCAAGAAAUGCGGAAGGCGAAACGAAGGGCCGGCGCGGAGAUGCUGCGGCAAGUUGCGGAGGGGGGUGGCCGCUGAGGGGGGGCCGCGUUAGAAAAGCAAAGCCCGCGCGUGAGGCUUUACUCUGCGCCGCGACGCAGGUGACGCGGGCGCCGGCGUUGAGGUGGCGCCCUUGUAUCAGGCUCAGACAUGCAAGGCGCCGCGCGUCUGUAUGGCGGUGGGGGUGGUGUCUGGGCGCGGCAGCUCCGAGGCGCAACGCCUGCUGGCUGCCUCCGCGGCCGCGGGUGUUGCAUGGAGAGCGCCGGCGCGAGGACUCUGCCACGGGUCUAGGGUUGCAGGCGCUGUGGGAGUGGCUACCGAGCUGCGCACGAGGAUCCCAACGCGUGGACCUGGUGCCACUUACUCGCCGAGGGGGUGCGCCUUCCAUCUAUCACAACCGGCAAAACGCUGGAGCGGUCGGCCGCAGGCUUGUGCGGGCGAGCUUAGCCCGCUCCCCGGGAGUGACUUCUUGGGAGGCACAGCCAUCCAUGAAACUGGGCCGCAACCAUCUCAGCGCCCGGCCAGACUCAGUUCGGGCCGACUUGGCGUAAAAAUUGAAAGCCAGCGACCAGGGCCGCCGCGUCGGGCGAUCGCGCCGGGAGUUCGGCUGACCCCUCUCCGGGUUGCAUGUGUGGGCGCUCUUCAUGGGCAAGGGCGGCCCGGCUGCGCUGGCGUAUCUACUGGAAGGAGUUAGCGGGUGUUGAGGUAUCUGGGGACCGCCUCGGCCUCCUCUGGCAAAAAGGCGGCGGGCAGUGCGAUUUUCCCCGGCACUGCCUAGAGUGAGGGGGCCCGCGGUGGCAGAUCCAACCAUGACGCCAGCAGCCGUCGAGCUGGCGGCGCAUUGAUUCCGCCCCAGAUGCGAUAGGGAAGGCCGGGGAGGCUCGCCGAAGCUGAUGCACUUUGCGCCCUUCUCGCUUGUAUUGCUGGUAGGCAGUCCGACAGAUUUCCCGCGCUUUUCUUCAUUCUUCUUGUUUAUUUUCCACAGCCACCUGUGCAUAUCUAUGUAACCACAGAGGACUUCCAAGUCCAAGCGGAUGACGAGCUCGGGUAUAAUGCUGAGAUCGUCCCGGAUCAAGUUCAAGUACUAAAGAAGGUCCAAGAGUUACGGAGUUGGGCUUGUAUAGUUGAGCCAGAGGCUUAGGACCGGUUCUAGGAACAACUCGAUAGAUAAACGAAUUGCGCCGAGGUUAGCUAGAAGAUCAACUUGGUACUAGCAGAGGGCCUCUCUGUGCUAGGAAGAUUAUCUCGUAGGACAGUACUAGACACGUGUAUCCGUAUAGUAUCCCGAAAGUAGGGAGCUUCCCAAGGGCGCCAUACGUAGUCACCCACCUCUAAAAAUGGAGAUCAUGUUGGUGGAUACGCAACAUCUACGAUAUAUGAUCAAGGACUACAUGCGGAUGCGGCUGACAAAGAUUGAAGCGUAAUCUUAUUUGCUUGCUGAGUUGUUAUGAAGAUAGUCCUCAGUUUUCUUAUUUCUAAUGUGAUAAUCGACGACACUAGUACUUUUACUCUCUCGUUGACAAUCUAGAAGUGCGUUAUUGUUGUUAAGUACUUAUCUGUUUGUUCCCUAACGGUACUACGUAAGUUCCUUACCACCACUCCAGGUUCGCAUUAUAUUACUCUACGGACGCGAAGGCGAAGGCAGUUCUAACUUCCACCGAAAAGAGGAUGGCUGAGAAGUAUGGAUGGUGAAAGCGUCUAGCUAGACUAUAAUGGAAGCAAAAGAUAGAGCACUCACUUUACUUACCCAUGAUGUUGGGUUUGCUUCCUCCUCAGAAAAAGCCCUGCAACUAGACUAUUUAGCUAUGCAACUAGAGUACAUCAAUAUCGUAGUGCUCAUCAUGCGGAUAAUACUUCGGUGGUCAAUGACAUGAGUGAACUUCUAAUGCUCGCUCUGGGAGUUGGAGAAAGACGAGCUGACGAGUCGCUGCGUGCGCUCAUUGCCAGCGCAUAAAGACAUGCAGACAUUGGACAAGGAGUCAAUAACUGAAGUUAUGAUCAUAAGGCAUUUUUUUCUGAAAUCUCCAAAUCCAAAUCCAAAUUAUGAUCACUGUGUAAGGAUGAUAUUAAGGAAUCAAUGCUUACCUGAAGUUAAUUAUGAUCACUGGGCUACCUGUCUCUGUCCGACGGUUUUUUAGCUGUGAUAAGUGAACAGACAGUUUUAUUAUAAUUUUGAUAUGUUUAUUCGUCCCAUGUGAUUAUAAGUGAACAGGAGACAGUUUUCUCACCAUAAAUGUUAUUAGCCUUAUAGCACAUGCGGGUACGAGACGUAGUAGCUUCGGUUUCUAAUCUGCACAUGGACAUGAUGCCGAAACCGAAGCUGUUACAGCCCGUCUUUUGCGAGGUCCUCAAGGAAUGCAUGAUAAGAUUCCGCGAACCUGGCGUGCCUACGCCUAACAGUGGAGGACGUAUUCUUUUUUAGAAUAAAGCGUAUUUCUUUUUAGAAUAACGCACUUGGUAUUUGUUUUAUUUAGAAUUGCACACAAGCACUUGUUGAACUUGUUGAGCACCGCUUUUUGAGCUUGUAUUAAGCACUUGUUGAUCGGGCAAAAGAAUUAGUAGCUCACACACUUGGAUCUUGCAUCAUAUACUUCGUUUUACUUGCAUCGCCCACAUCAACAUAGGUUCUGGAACCGGGUUGAAUUCCAGUACUAGCCACGGAUUAGGCGGUUUGAAGUCCUCUUCUGGGCAGCAGCGCUUGGGCGGGUCCAGCAGCGACAGCGGUAGUGGCCCUCGAUCCAGCGAACAAUCGGAAUUCAUUAUGACUCCAAUAUAACGAGGAGAUGUACUCUUGCACUUUCAGAUCUCGUCUCUACGGUCAUCAGCAAAGCGUAGAGGGUGGACACUACUGGAUCAGGCAUCCAUGAUGACCCUUUCUAAUUUUGAAAGCGUGAGAGAGGGACAGCGGUUUCUGGUGGCGUUCAGUCUGGUGCGCGAGCAGGUAAACAAGGGAGAUAUUAUGCUCAUCUAGUGCGGAUGGGCAAGGCAGGCAUUUUUGCGCUGAUCUAGUGAGCACUGACAUCGUGGGAGCUGUUGUUAUGCUGCCGGUCUAGGAUGGUCUAGUACAAUUUAUUACACACAUCAUCAGUUAUAUACUACGAGGGAUGAGCAUUAGAUGAUCAGUUGUAAGUAUGCUGACAGAAAUGUUUUGCGCAUCGCAUACAGACUCUUCUCAAAGAACAGCUUCUAUCGCUUCUGAUCGACGCCGAGAAAAUGUGGCUUCUAAUCGCAGAAGUCCAAAUGAUUUUGGCAAAAAUUUCACCCUGAGAUUUUUCUGCUGUGUAAAUCACAAGCUAUGGUACCUUGCGUCAGAUAAUUGACGCCCAAGUGUGUUGAUGGAAGGAAGCAGUUGAGUCAAGAUCGUGUUCCGAUUGUGUUGAUGGAAGGAAGCAGUUGAGUCUAGGAUUGUGUUCCCUUCUUCUUUUGUUGACUAUAUUCACUUUCUAUUGUCUCGUAGUUGCAUUCCACGG
This is a messenger RNA of Amoebophrya sp. A25, 6516 nucleotides long. The record is from the annotation of a GenBank genome assembly. NCBI's taxonomy places the organism in Eukaryota, Dinophyceae, Syndiniales, Amoebophryaceae.